Trematomus bernacchii (emerald rockcod) is the source of this 2524-nucleotide messenger RNA. RefSeq names its product transmembrane protein 183A (gene tmem183a). Gene Ontology annotation, biological process: regulation of protein stability. Gene Ontology annotation, molecular function: protein binding. Gene Ontology annotation, cellular component: SCF ubiquitin ligase complex. Bases 125 to 1213 code for a protein of 362 amino acids. The record is from RefSeq and is a predicted model, not a curated record. NCBI's taxonomy places the organism in Eukaryota, Metazoa, Chordata, Actinopteri, Perciformes, Nototheniidae. The transcript has 8 exons.
GAUCCUGGCGGAACAUUUUUCAAUUUCUCUCUCAUUUUUCUUUCUUUCUUUCUACCCCGGCUUGCCAUAGCGACAUGGCAGAACCAGCAGGCCCGUUAAGCGUCCACAGAUCAUUUGUGUCGAUAUGCCCAAGAAAGGGAACAGAAAACGGCUGAAAUUUAAGGCAGGGGACGUUUGUUCGGAAUCAGUGACCGUUGCUGAUUAUGCUGAUGCCGACCCAGCCGUUGUGAAGUCUGGGAGGCUGAAAAAGGCUGUUGCAAAUGCAGUUGAAAAAGAAGUAAAAUUACUGUGCGGCCUGGAAGCAUCUCAUGGUGCUGUAGAGGAGGUCCUCUCGUCUUCAGUGAGUGUCGCAGCCAACGCUUUGGACAGCAGUGAUGACCUCGAUCCCGAAGAAGAUGGAGAAAACGAAACUAAAGAUGCCAGCAAGAAGAAAAACAAGAGGAGAAAGGAAAGCAGUGAGAGCGGUGAUGGCGGGCAGUAUCCAGUGGAUAUUUGGUUAAUGCUUGCCUCCUACAUUCGGCCUGAGGAUGUGUGCAGAUUCGCUCUGAUCUGCAAGAAUGCCUGGACUGUCACUUGCACUGGAGCUUUUUGGACCAGGAUUUACAGAAGGCACUACAAGAUUAAUACUGACCUGCCGUUACGUCUCCAGCCUGACUGCAUUGACAGGAUGGGCUCUUUACGUGCACGUGUGAUUCGCUCCCUUUUCCAUUUCUAUGAGCCGUUCAGCUUGCGUGUCUCGAAAAUUCCUACCCUGCCAGAAUCCACGCCCACAACCUUGCUUAACUCCAAGUGUUUACUGUCCUGGGUCAGAAAGGUUUCAGGGACCCGGCCUGAGGCAUUAUGGGAGUUCAACUUCAAGUUUCUUAAGCAUCAGGGACACAGUAAGAAUGGUUGUGCCAAGUCCUUGUGUCUGCCAAGACAAUACGAAGAUGUCCACCUGAACCCAGACUCUGACUGCUACAUGCUUCAGGUCACCACCCUCAACUUCAUCUUCACCCCUGUGGUCAUGGGCAUGUCGCUAUCCCUCUUCACAAUCAACGUUAGCACAGACAUGCGCCACCACCGUGUCCGCCUGCUGUUCCAGGACUCUCCGCUCCGGUGGGGGAAGAAGAGGGGGGAUCAGGGCGGCACCCAGGUGGUGUUGGAUCCCGUACAGAGUGUAAAGAUCAUGGAGUGGUGGCACCCACAGUACCCCUCCUCAGCCUUUAUAUAGGAGCCAUGCCCUUCUGGCAGGACGUCAAUUCAAUGAGAAGUCUGCAGAUAUCUCAGCCUGACUGCUGAACCAUGGAUUAGGUUUAUUUACUUCUUUUGGAACUUACUAUCCCCAUCAACAUUUUUUAAUCGUCAUUGUUGGAUAAAAUUGUUGUUAAAGAAAGUCAAUAUUUGAUGGCCAUAGAUGGGAUGGAAACCCCACUCCCAUUUUCAAAAUCAAACGUUGGUGCAUGCCCAUCCACCACUGCAACCUCCACACCCAGCGUUUAGUGUUAUUUAAGCAUCAUCAUUUAUCCCAGAUGUAAAUCAUGUCCUGCAGAAUUGUCCACUGUGAAAAAUAACUCUUAGUAAUAUUAGGGCUUGUUAUGUAUAAAAAAACAAAUCUGCCACCUCCACAGGUGAACAAUGGCAGUACCCUCGACAAUUUAUAAAGAAAAACUACAAAAGAUUAGUAGUAGUUUCUCAUUCGACAGCUGAAAGAAAUCAAACGUCAAAUUGCUUUGCAUUGUCAUCUCAAAAUUAACUGACAUGAUCACAGUGGUAUUUGAUAGAUGAUAAAUAUUGAUUUAUUGCCCAGCCCUACAGAUAUGCCAGAGGAACAUGUACAUUCAAGCUCCCGGUUGCAUUCAAAGACUCAAAAUCUGGCGUUAUUUUACAUUCGAGAACAUGUUGCAUAUUGAAUCUACAUGUGUCACACAAGUUUUAUUUUUAACAAGUGAAUGGAUCGGUUCAAGCAUUUGUUCUGCCCUCCCUUUUUUUAUGCUUACAAAAUCUUUAUUUUGCGUUUUGACAAAGUUGCAGCAAGAAAGUUGUGUUAUUUUAAGAUCAUGUGUUUUGCUGAUAUAUUUAAUUAAAGGCAGCCACACUUAGUAUUAUGUAAAUAUUAAUGACACUGCGUUUCACACAAGGGGACAAAGAGAUGAUUUACCUCUGAUGUCGUCAUCUACUUAUCUCCUGAUCUGGGCAAUGUUUGAUUUCUUGUGUUUUUUGGCUUAUAAAUUAUCUUGUUUGUCUCCCUGCUGACUAUGAGCCAUGUACCAUACUGUCUCUCUUGUAGAAUCACGUUCUCAAAUAAUUUGAAGUGGUCUGUCUUAUGAGUCUUGUAUGUGAGUUGAAUCAUACCAAUCACAUUCUUGAAUUGUAUUGGGAGAGAGCUCUCAUUUAUAUUAAUCUAUCCAUGGAUCAGAAAUAGUGGAAGCUAUUUAACCUGGAUUGAUUUGCAUCUAUUUGUGCAUGAAAACAUAUUAAAUUAACCACAAACAUUUCACACUGAUGGAAAAAAAAUAAAGAUAGCGGCAUAUUCUGAUUAGCA